Opisthorchis viverrini is the source of this 193-nucleotide messenger RNA. RefSeq lists its product as hypothetical. The annotation marks the transcript as partial. NCBI's taxonomy places the organism in Eukaryota, Metazoa, Platyhelminthes, Trematoda, Opisthorchiida, Opisthorchiidae. The record is from RefSeq and is a predicted model, not a curated record. The transcript has 2 exons.
AUGUGUGUCAUCGGAUUCCUCCACCUGGUCCGGCAACAAACAUUUGCGGGUUUACUUAGAUAUAUGGACAGGCGACCACGCUGUCAGCUACAGCGAAGUCGCGAAUCGGGACAAACUGAACGAACUACAGUUGCGUGUGCGUCAGCUGUUGGAUCAAGUUCAAGGUAUAGAAAAAGAUCAAAACUAUCAACGA